This is a messenger RNA of Mesoplodon densirostris (Blainville's beaked whale), 1461 nucleotides long. RefSeq names its product KLF transcription factor 13 (gene KLF13). Gene Ontology annotation, biological process: regulation of transcription by RNA polymerase II. Lineage: Eukaryota; Metazoa; Chordata; Mammalia; Artiodactyla; Ziphiidae. Gene Ontology annotation, molecular function: DNA-binding transcription factor activity, RNA polymerase II-specific; RNA polymerase II cis-regulatory region sequence-specific DNA binding. Bases 381 to 1259 code for a protein of 292 amino acids. The record is from RefSeq and is a predicted model, not a curated record. The transcript has 2 exons.
CCCACACCGAGCCGCGGCGCGCGCGGUGGCUGUCCCGCCUGCCACAAUGCGCGGCGAGGCUGCGGCCGCGACCUGGCGCGGUCGUCCCUAACGUCGCCACUCGGCAUCCUUAGGACAGGCCUCCCCUGACGCCCCGCGGAGACCCCACUGGCCCGCGCCCCCCAUGCGCUCACUCUUCGGUGCCCAGCCAGGCGGGCGCCUCGCAGACGCGGAGCCGCGCGGGUGACGGCAGAGGCGGUUGCGCGCCCAGCCCAGCCCGCGGAGAGGGCGCGCCGCGCCCCCGCCCCCCGCCAGCUCUCCGGAGGCCGUGGGUGCGGAUGCGCCGCUGACGACUCGCAACGACCAGCAGUGCCGUCCGCCCGCCGGCCGGAGCCCGCAGCAUGGCAGCCGCCGCCUAUGUGGACCACUUCGCCGCCGAGUGCCUCGUGUCCAUGUCGAGCCGCGCGGUCGUUCACGGGCCGCGGGAGGGGCCGCAGCCCGGACCCGAGGGCGCGGCCGCUGUCGCCGCCACGCUGCCCCGCGUCGAAGAGCGCCGCGACGGCAAGGACAGCGCCUCGCUCUUCGUAGUGGCGCGGAUCCUGGCGGACCUUAACCAACAAGCGCCGGCGCCCGCCCCCGCGGAGCGCAGAGAGGGCGCCGCGGCCCGGAAGGCGAGGACCCCCUGCCGCCUGCCGCCCGCGCCACCACCCGCCCCCGAGCCCGCCUCCCCCGGCACCGGUGGCGCGGCGGCCGCGCCCCUCAGCCCGGCGUGGAGCGAGCCCGAGCCCGAGCCCGAGGCGGGGCUGGAGCCGGAACGAGAGCCGGGGCCCGCGGGGAGCGGCGAGCCCGGCCUCAGACAAAGGGGCCGGCGGGGUCGAAGUCGCGCCGACCUCGAGUCCCCGCAGAGAAAGCACAAGUGCCACUACGCGGGCUGCGAGAAAGUUUACGGGAAAUCCUCGCACCUCAAGGCGCACCUGAGAACUCACACAGGGGAGCGCCCCUUCGCCUGCAGCUGGCAGGACUGCAACAAGAAGUUCGCGCGCUCUGACGAGCUGGCGCGGCACUACCGCACGCACACGGGCGAGAAGAAAUUCAGCUGCCCCAUCUGCGACAAGCGCUUCAUGCGCAGCGACCACCUGACCAAGCACGCGCGCCGCCACGCCAACUUCCACCCGGGGAUGCUGCAGCGGCGCGGCGGGGGCUCGCGGACCGGCUCGCUCAGCGACUACAGCCGCUCGGACGCCAGCAGUCCCACCAUCAGCCCGGCCAGCUCUCCCUGAGCACCGACGGCGGGGCGGGGCCCGUGGCAAGCCACGCCCCAUCCUUGCCACGCCCACCCUAGGCCCCGCCCGGCCCCGCGGCCCCUCCUCACCAUAGCCAUGAGCAGAUGCUCUCACCUCCUCCCGUGAUUCCGUGUCGUUUCCUUUUGUAAUCAGAAGAGAGUACUUUAUGAAGUCAAUAACAACAAAACGAUUUUCUUCA